Molecule: messenger RNA, 3513 nt
Organism: Pecten maximus
Lineage: Eukaryota; Metazoa; Mollusca; Bivalvia; Pectinida; Pectinidae
Product: RAB11-binding protein RELCH-like
Biological process (GO): intracellular cholesterol transport
Cellular component (GO): trans-Golgi network; recycling endosome
Molecular function (GO): protein binding
Source: RefSeq, a predicted model, not a curated record
AUGGCGGACAACACAAACACCAAUCCCUUCGAUUGCGAUGUGGAUCCAGAAAUAAUCAUAGAAGAGCAGUUAGAUGACACAGAGAAUGACAUAGUGCCAAUGGAGCCGUCUGAAUCAUCAUGGGACUCGAUUGCACAUAAAUUAUUGAGGGAGAAUUUUAUGCUUACGGCGUUAGAGUUCCAUACAGAAUUGAUCGAGUCCGGGAGAGAACUUCCACGUUUGAGAGACUAUUUCUCAAACCCAGGAAAUUUUGAGAGAACUCGCGAUGACCUGACCUCACCCGGUUUGCCAAGAACCUCCAGCAUUCAGACAUUUGAUUCGCUUGACUUUGCAAGGUACUCUGAUGAUGGAGCUGGUCAGGUGGAUGAACGAGUCGCAGUGCUUGAGUUUGAGCUACGAAAGGCACAGGAAACAAUAAAGUCACUCCGAGCCAGCCUAACUAAGGAAGCAGAAAAUGAAUGUACAGAAAAUGUGACAGAAGGAUUUACACAGAUGGGUAAGGAUGAUCCAAUACGACCCCUGGACAAGCGAGCUCUUAAUUAUCUAGUGAACGAGUAUCUCCUGAUGAACAACUACAAACUCACUUCAGUUACAUUCAGCGAAGAAAAUGAGGAUCAGGAUUUUGAAGACUGGGAUGAUGUUGGAUUGAACAUUCCAAGACCUCCAGACCUCUUACAUUUAUACAAGGACUAUGGAAGUCAUGUUACACAGGAAGUAGAAACAAGCAAUGUGGAAUGCUGGGUAAAUCUGGAAGAAGAUCGUAUUGGAGAACUAGAACAAGAAUGGAUCACAGUGAAGGAACAGUUGGAUUUCCAGAUCAAAGAACUUGAGGACCAAGUAAUAUUGAUACAGACAGAGAAAGUAGAUCUAGAGCACCAGCUAUCAGAAAUGUCCAGACAGAUGAUCCUGACAGGAUGUGUAGCCUUCGCCCAACAUGUGGGACAAGCACGUCUCAUGGAGGAGCUCCUUCCUCAGUGUUGGGAACAGAUCAGCCACAAGUAUGCAGAAAGGAGGAUACUUGUGGCGGAGGCGUGCGGAGCCCUAGCUUCCUACCUACCUAAUGAAAUCCUGAGCUCACUAGUGCUGUCUAUGCUGCAACAGAUGCUGAGUGAUGAUAAGGAUGAGGAAGUUCGGGAGGCAGUGGUCAGGAGUCUCGGUCUUCUCUUCGGCUUUAUCUGUGAUACAGACAAAUUUUCUCAGGGGUUUGAGCUGUUGCAGACGGCAUUAAAGGACAACUCUGAGCGGGUGAUCACCGCAGCACAACAAGUCUUCCUUCCUGCGUUUGCUGUCUGGGCACAGGAACUUGACAAGUUGGAACACAAUUUGAUAAAUACCAUCCUUAAGGAUCUGGAAGAACUAUGUGCACUAGCAGCUCAGAAGGCGUCCAACAGUGUGACGAUACCGCUGAACGAGGGACGCUUCCUCCUGCUCAUGAUGGCGCUUCAGGAACUGGUGCCCUUCCUAUUUAUAUCAAUGAUCAAAUCCGCCCCGUUUGUUAGCAAGCUGAGUGAGGUGUUAGGUUCUGCAGAACCAGUGGAUGCUUCAAGGUUUCCAAAACCAAGCUCAUCAUUAUCAGAUCUGAAAACCGUAGUGGGAGGUGGACGAGAGUUGUCUGCCCUUAUGAGCCUCUACGAGAACCACAUAUCUCAGGAAUGGUUUGAACCAUGGGACAACUUUAACUGGGUUGUAAAUAAUCUAAUCCCACGUCUGAUUGAGAUCUCCAUGGGUGCUGGACUGUCAGCCCCUCGUAUCACCACAUGUCAGUGUAAAUGCUUCUUUAAAAUUUGUCGGACAUUUGGCAAAAAAUUCACAGAGAAGAAGAUCCGACCAAAAUUCAUUGAACUAAUGAUGCUAACAGAUGAACAUGUAGAAUACCAGGCAUACGCCAAUGCCAAACAGACGUCGGUGACAACGUGUAUUGUACCGGUGUACGCUGGUGGCGUCCUCAGCGCAUUCAAUAGUGAGGAGGACCGACAGCAGUUGACUCAGUUUUUACAGGAGAUGCUGACAAUGGUGUCGGUGUACCAGGCCCCCCUCGACAGCCUCAAGGCAGCUUUUACAGAGAUUAGUGCAAAUCCUAGUAACCAUGAGUUACUGUUGACUGUGUUAUGGGAAGGUGUAGUUCACACGUCAGCUCAGGUGCGGAGUACAGCAGCUCGUCUUUUUGAGCUGUUGGUGAAGGGAGUUGGUGAGAACCUUGUGUCUACUCGAGUCUUUCCUGCCUUGGUCACUCUUGGCAAUGACCCAGAAAUCUCUGUGAGAACGUCAACCAUUCCAGCUUUAGGUGCAAUAAUAGAAAACAUCAAUCUAAGGGAGAUGUUAGAUCGUGUGUACAUGCAGUUUCUGACCUUUAUGGAUGACCCUGCGUAUAAAGACGAACACAACAUACAGACAGAACUGAUUCGCACUCUAGCCCGCGUCGGACCGAAUGCAGAGCCUCGCUUUAGAGAUGAAUUCAUCCUACCUAGAUUGGCAGCCAUGGCAUCAGCAAACAACAACCUGACGACGGAGGGUCGUAAGCGUGACAUCGCCCUGCUACUGUUUGAGGCUUACAGUGCUAUGUCCUGUUGUUUUAUUAAUGACCAGCUCGUCCAGGAGGCCAUGGUGCCUGGCCUACGAUGCCUCAAACAGGAUGUGGCACAAAUCGCUCCCGAACAUGAGGAGGUAGUUUCAUCCAUGAUCAAAGACUAUGAAUCAAAGAUGGAGUCUGGGAGGCCAGCAGAUAGGAGCUUCACCCCAUCGUCAGCCUACUCCAUGGCAGGCACAACACCUAUGUCUUCUGAGGACAUGAAGACACGCAUGAUGUCACGUAUCAAAGAUACAACGUCCAAAGCCAAUCUCUCUACCAUCUUCACCAGGAAAAAGUAGUCCAGUAUCCAAACCAAGGAGACAACUUCUUUAACCAAAUCUGUCUGUCUUUUCACCAGGAAAAUGUAAUCAAUCAUCUAAACCAAGAAGACAACUUCUAUAACCAAAUCUGUCUUGUCUUCUUCACCAGGAAAAAGUAAUCAAGUAUCCACAGCAAGGAUAUAAUCCUAACUUCUCCACACCAUAUUCACCAGGAAAAAGUAGCCAAGUGUCCAAAAGAACCUCUACACUUACAGAUGAAUGGAAUUGGUCGUUUUAUUUAUAAAAGAAUAAAAAAAAUUAUAACAUAAAUGUAGACCUUACACCAUAAUUCCAUAAAUACAUAUAUAUACAUAUAUAUAUAUAUUGUCAUAAUUAUACAAAUAAUGAAGGAAUAGAUAUAUGUGAUUUUUUUUCAUAAAGCAUUAGUACUGUUUAGCCUGUUUCCAAGGAACUUCAUCAUCAGUUAGAAUUGAUGGAGGUCAAAGGUUACAGCUGUAGUCAGUGUCAAUCAUGUGUCCAGCAUUUGAUAGAUAAAGAUCAUAAGUAGAAUUAUUUUUACUGAAGAAAAAAAUCAUGUGUAGCUGUUUAUGUUCUUCCUCAAGCAUUAGUUUGGACCUAUAUAUUACACCCUAAUUCUGAACUACAGUUAACAUGGUUAUUUCC